GCCCCAGCCUCGCGCCCGAUGGUGAGCAGUGUCUUGUGCCGCUGCGUGGCUUCCCCGCCGCCGGACGCCGCCGCCGCCGCCUCGUCCGCCUCGUCGCCGGCGUCUGUGGACCCGUGCGGCGGUGCCGUCUGCGGGGGCCCAGACCACAGGCUGCGCCUGUGGAGCCUCUUCCAGACGCUCGACGUCAACCGCGACGGCGGCCUGUGUGUCAACGACCUGGCCGUGGGGCUGCGACGCCUGGGAUUGCACCGCACCGAGGGCGAACUCCGGAAAAUUGUACAAGCUGGCGAUAAAGACCUUGAUGGGCAGCUGGACUUUGAAGAGUUCGUCCAUUACCUCCAAGAUCACGAGAAGAAACUGAGGCUAGUGUUCAAGAGUCUGGACAAAAAGAAUGAUGGGCGAAUCGACUCUCAGGAGAUCGUGCAGUCCCUGCGGGACCUGGGGGUCAAGAUAUCCGAGCAGCAGGCGGAAAAGAUUCUCAAGAGAAUACGAACGGGCCACUUCUGGGGCCCUGUCACCUACAUGGACAAAAACGGCACGAUGACCAUCGACUGGAACGAGUGGAGAGACUAUCACCUCCUGCACCCCGUGGAGAACAUCCCCGAGAUCAUUCUGUACUGGAAGCAUUCCACGAUCUUUGAUGUGGGAGAGAAUCUGACAGUUCCCGAUGAGUUCACCGUGGAGGAGAGGCAGACGGGGAUGUGGUGGAGACACCUCGUGGCUGGAGGUGGGGCCGGGGCCGUCUCCAGAACCUGCACGGCCCCCCUGGACAGACUGAAGGUGCUCAUGCAGGUCCACGCCUCCCGCAGCAACAACAUGUGCAUCGUGGGCGGGUUCACCCAGAUGAUCCGAGAGGGAGGGGCCAGGUCGCUCUGGCGGGGCAACGGCAUCAACGUCAUCAAAAUUGCCCCCGAAUCGGCCAUCAAAUUCAUGGCCUACGAGCAGAUCAAGCGUCUUGUUGGGAGUGACCAGGAGACUCUAAGGAUUCACGAGAGACUUGUGGCAGGGUCCUUGGCAGGGGCCAUCGCUCAGAGCAGCAUCUACCCGAUGGAGGUUCUGAAGACCCGGAUGGCCCUGCGCAAGACAGGCCAGUACUCGGGCAUGCUGGACUGUGCCAGGAAGAUCCUGGCCAGAGAGGGGAUGGCCGCCUUCUACAAAGGCUACGUUCCCAACAUGCUGGGCAUCAUCCCCUACGCUGGGAUCGACCUGGCUGUCUACGAGACACUCAAGAAUGCCUGGCUGCAGCGCUAUGCCGUGAACAGCGCAGACCCUGGAGUGUUUGUGCUCCUGGCCUGUGGCACCAUGUCCAGCACCUGUGGCCAGCUGGCCAGCUACCCUCUGGCUCUGGUCAGGACCCGGAUGCAGGCCCAAGCCUCCAUUGAGGGCGCUCCAGAGGUGACCAUGAGCAGCCUCUUCAAACAGAUCCUGCGGACCGAGGGAGCCUUUGGCCUGUACCGGGGGCUGGCCCCCAACUUCAUGAAGGUGAUCCCAGCCGUGAGCAUCAGCUAUGUGGUGUACGAGAACCUGAAGAUCACCCUGGGCGUGCAGUCUCGGUGACGGGAGGGAGGACAGCCCCGCCCGGCGGACUCCUGAUCCUGGGCUGCAGCCCCGGGAUGUGUAGCCAUCUCAUUCUGUGAAUGUGCCGACACUAAGCUGACUGAAGCCAAGCUGUGAAACCCCUGGGACGCACCGCAGGGAGGGUGGGGGGAGCUGGCCGGCCCACUGGGCUUCCUGCUGACCAUGGCCCACCCUCGUGUCCAUUCCAGGGAAGGCCCGUGGGUAUCCCUCGGGUCCAGGGGUCAGCAGGACUCAGGCUGACGCUCAGUAGAGACCGGACGUUUCCUGCAGGGCCUGCCAGACAGCAGGGCUUGGAGGCGGCUUAGUUCUUCCAUCUCCUCUUCCCACCCAGACCGUGGGCCACGGGCCCCUGCCCUCUGGCCUGCUGGGCAUCUGCCCUGUGCCCACUGCCUCUUCCUCACUGCUGUUUGAAUAUGGUAGGAGGAGGGCCACCAGCCCACUCCCAUGCCCGCCUGCUCCUCCCCCUCAGUCCUCGGGGGAAAGGUGCUUCCACCUGACCUCACACCCGCUGGUUGUGCAGGGAAAGGAGGAGCCGGGGAGUGUGCCCACCCCCUCUGCGCUCACCAGCAGAGGGCGCCGAUGCAUGCAGGGGCAAGGCCCCGCCCCGCCGUUGGCUGCCUGGCACCGGGUGCAUGGCUUCCCCGGAGCCCAGAGGCCUCUGCCCUGCACUGCGGGGGCCUCCUGGUGCUCUGAGCUGCUCCGGGCUCUGUCGGGACUGGCACCAGCUCAGACCCAGCUCCCUGUCCCUGCUCUGGCAUGAGGCAGUGGGGUGUGGGGUAACGGGAGGUUUCUGCCCCAUGUCUGCGUGCCCCGAGAAGGAAAAGGGCUUGAGGGCCUUAAUUAGGUAUUUUUGAGGAAAGGGUUUUGUUCAGAAAGACAGACUGGACAAAUGUGCAAGCCCUGAGCUUCCGGAGGGAAGACAAAGCGAGUAGAGAGCUUGGCUGAUGCAUUAAAGUCUGUUCCUGAGGCCCCGGGAUUCGUGUCCAAUCCCAGCUGGGGCGGUGGGACCAGCCUCACAUUCCACUGAUGCCACGGAUCAUGCUCCGAGCCUAUUUAUUUCGUAUUUAUUUGAACAGAGUUAUGUCCUAACUAUUUUUAUAGAUUUGUUUAAUUAAUAACCUGUCAUUUUCAAGUUCAUUUUUUAUUCAUAUUUAUGUUCAUGGUUGAUUGUACCUUCCCACACCCAAGAGGUGGGGUGAGGAGAGGAAGUGGGAGUGGCCUUCCUGCCACUGCCCACACCGUGUCACAUCUGUCCAAGGACAGGAAAGGGGCCAGGAGCGGAGGGAGGGGCCCUGGUCCCAGAGAGGGUCCCUGGCCGGGUGGGGAGACACGUGCACACGGGGAGCCUUGGGACCUGAGUGUCCGAUGGGGGACGGGAAGGGGGGGAGAAACCUCAAUUCCGUUGAAGAUGGAAGUCCAAACCCUUUUUCGGACCCGGAGGGUCUCUAUUUCACCCUUUCUGAAUGACAAGGCAGCGAGGUGCCUAUCACUGUGAGUUUGGGGGGGCUAGAGGAGAGGGUGGCAGCGCCCGCCCCACCUGUGAAGUGGGCUUCUCCCUCGCAGCCCCCGCGCCCUCCCCCCUCCCGCCCCCGCUGCCUCUGCUCAGUAGUGCUGGUCAACCUGCAGCCUCACAGUUGCACUUUUCAUUCUACCAGAAUGGCCCGGUGGGCAGUUUAAAUAGGACGCAAAGAUCAAUGCAAAAAUUACUGUCCUGUAUAAACAUAGUUCUAACUGGAAUUUGUGAAAAAGCAAAUUAAGAAGAAUUGGGAGUUGUCAUUUAAAACAGCCUCUAAUAAAGUUGUUUGAAAGCCGA
This is a messenger RNA of Myotis lucifugus (little brown bat), 3391 nucleotides long. It is a transcript of the gene SLC25A25, whose product is annotated as solute carrier family 25 member 25. Gene Ontology annotation, biological process: transmembrane transport. Gene Ontology annotation, cellular component: mitochondrial inner membrane. The transcript is spliced from 11 exons. Gene Ontology annotation, molecular function: calcium ion binding; ATP transmembrane transporter activity. NCBI's taxonomy places the organism in Eukaryota, Metazoa, Chordata, Mammalia, Chiroptera, Vespertilionidae. The record is from RefSeq and is a predicted model, not a curated record. Bases 19 to 1557 code for a protein of 512 amino acids.